Messenger RNA from Paramecium sonneborni, 2264 nucleotides. NCBI's taxonomy places the organism in Eukaryota, Ciliophora, Oligohymenophorea, Peniculida, Parameciidae. The record is from the annotation of a GenBank genome assembly.
AGCAGUUAAUUAUAUUUUGAAAAUCAAAUGGGAGGCUCUGAUUCAAAACCAAUGAAUAAACUCUACGAACAUUUUAAAUAGAUCAAUAUGCACAAUAAUGGUAUGUUUCUUAAUAUCAUAUUUAGACUUUCCUGAGUGCUAGAUCUUAUAACACAAACGAGAUGCUAAUUAAUAAUUCAUCUUACGUACAAUUAGUAUGACAGAUGAAGCUCAUUUUAAAAAGGCUAUUCAUCAAUAUUCAGUUAGAUAAAAGAUUAAUCAUCCCAAUAUUUUAAAUCUCACCAAUUACUUUUAUGAAUUUGAACAAUAACUUUGUGGAUAAUUUUAUAAGGUUCAUUUAUUAUUUGAAUAUCCAUAAAACAAUUUAGAAAGAAUAUAGAUUCUUAAUGAAAUCAAAUUAAUUGACUAUCUCAAAUAAGCCAUUUUUGGAUUAGCCUGUAUGUAAAGAAAUGAAAUUUCACAUAAUACUCUAUAACUGAAAUAUUUAUACAUAGUAGAUGGAGUUGUUAAAGUGAGUGAUCCCUAAUAUUUCUAACAAAAUUCAAAUUAUGUUCAAAUACUACAAAAUCCUAAUUGUUUAGAUUCAAUAUACUUAUCACCUGUAUUGGUUAAUACAAUUAGAACAAAUAGUUGGUAACCACAACAUAAUCAAUACAAAAGUGAUUUAUUUACUUUAGGCAUGCUCUUUUUGCAUUUAGGAUUAAAUCAAGUAAAUAGUAGUUGUUACAAUUACUUAAAAGGUAAAUUUAUGGAGGAUUAGCUGAAUAUUAGACUUUAGAAAUUAAGAACCUAAUAUGGAUAAUAAUUCUGUGAUUGGAUAUAAUUAAUGCUAAUAAUCUAAGAAGAUUAAAGGCCAGAUCUUAUAUAAAUGGAGCAGAUUAUCAAUUAAUAAUAAAUAAUAGGAUAAUCAUUUUAAUAAUAACAUAAUAUGCCUAAUGUAAUUCCAAGAUAGAUUAUACCAGUAUAACCUAUUGGAUUAAUAGAUACAAUUCAUUAACCAAGUUAAAAAUCUUUAUAAUUGGAUUAAUUUACAUACGAUGUUAAAAUUAAUCAAUCUAAGAGAAUAAAUUAAGUUCAGAAUAUAUGUCCUAAAGAAUAUACCCAUCAAUAUACUAUAAAAUCAAAUUCAUCUUAAAGAAGUUCUACUCCAAUAAACAAAGUGAUGAUUCAAACAUAAUACAAUUAAUAAUAAAUGAGAGAUAAUUCAGUGCCAAAGUAAAAAACAUAAAGUCAAAAUGCAAGUUAAAGAUAAAUGAAUUAAGAAUAGUAGAAUAAAGACAAUUUUACAGAUAUAAUAAAUUAAACAAAGCAAACAAAUGCAACAACUAUAACAGAUUAAUCUAUUUUAAGUAAUAAGAAUGUGCUUUAAUAAAUGAAUUUAAGUCUUCCUCCAAAAUAAAUUAUAAAUAAAAUGAUGAUUCCUUAAUCUCAAAUGUAAAAUUAAUAACAAGAAUCUAAGAUACUAACAAUUUAAGUGUUUUAAGCUUAAUAAGACUAAUGUGAUAGUUUAUCAAUGGUCUUUCCUAAAGAGGUAAUUAGUAAACCUUCUUAAUUUGAUGAAAAUAUAGAUUCUUUAAUGGAUGAAGACAUAAAUACUUAGAGAUUAGGAAAUAGCAGUUAUUCUAAGAUUUUAAGUGAUUCAACUAAUUUACCACAAUAAAUUAAGAACACUUUAACAAAAGAGUUUAAUUUGCCAUAUGAUAUUUCAUAAAUUAAAGUGAAUGGACCUGAGUUUGUAGUGGAACAUUAUGGAAAUGGAUCACGUUAUGAAGGUAUGAAAAUGAAUGGGAUGAGACAUGGAUAAGGGAGAUUUUAUUAUUAAGAUGGUGGUUUAUAUGAUGGUGAAUGGAAGGAAAAUAAAAUGCAUGGAGAGGGUAUUAAAUUAAUUUAUAAUAUAUUUAGGAACAUUAUAUUAUGGAACAGGAUAACCAGCAUAUGAAGGAUAAUGGAAGGAAGAUCAAUUUUAAGGUUAUGGAACAUUAUAUAAUGAACAUCCUUAGUUGUUGUAGGAAUGCUUUGAUUAUAGAGAUUUUGAUAAUGUUGAAGAGUAAGAAUUAGUUAGAUUAUAAUAUAGUUAUUGGAGUAAAUAUAGUGGAAAUUUUGAAAUGGAUAAUAAAGAAGGUUAGGGUAGUUUACAUUUAACUAAUGGAGAGAGAUUUGUAGGUGGAUUUUAAAGGGAUUGUGUAAAUGGGAAAGGAGUAUUUUAUAGUAUGGGUGGAAAAAUGAUGGAAGGAAUAUGGGUGGAGAACAAAUUAGUAUGUUGA